Molecule: messenger RNA, 858 nt
Organism: Solanum lycopersicum (tomato)
Lineage: Eukaryota; Viridiplantae; Streptophyta; Magnoliopsida; Solanales; Solanaceae
Gene: hb-1
Product: leucine-zipper transcription factor HD1
Biological process (GO): positive regulation of DNA-templated transcription
Cellular component (GO): nucleus
Molecular function (GO): DNA-binding transcription factor activity, RNA polymerase II-specific; sequence-specific DNA binding
Source: RefSeq, marked validated
AUGGGAUCUGGGCAUAUAUUUUUCGACCCGUCGUCGUGUCACGGCAACAUGCUGUUCCUUGGGAGCGGAGAUCCUGUUUUCCGAGGACCAAGAUCGACGAUGAUGAAGAUGGAGGACUCCUCGAAGAGGCGACCCUUCUUUAGCUCGCCGGAGGAUCUAUAUGACGAGGAAUACUACGACGAGCAGUCACCGGAGAAGAAGCGCCGUCUCACUCCUGAGCAGGUGCACUUGUUGGAGAAGAGCUUUGAGACAGAAAACAAGCUGGAGCCCGAGCGCAAAACCCAGCUGGCCAAAAAGCUGGGGCUGCAGCCCAGACAGGUGGCUGUAUGGUUCCAAAACCGCCGUGCCCGGUGGAAGACCAAGCAGCUCGAGAGGGAUUAUGAUCAGCUCAAAUCCUCUUAUGACUCCCUUCUCUCUGAUUUUGACUCCGUUCGCAAAGAUAACGAUAAGCUCAAAUCUGAGGUUGUUUCAUUGAUGGAAAAGUUACAGGGGAAAGUGGUUGGAGGAGCAGGGGGAAAUGAAAAAUCUGACAUCUUGGAGGUGGAUGCUAUGACGAUCCUUCAAGUGAAGGUGAAGGCUGAGGACCGGUUGAGCAGUGGCAGUGGUGGGAGCGCGGUGGUAGAUGAGCAUAGUCCACAGCUGGUGGACAGUGGGGACUCAUAUUUUCACACUGAUCAUGAGGAGUAUCCAGGGCCUGGAGGAUGCAAUGUUCCUCCACCCAUGGAUGGUUUACAAUCGGAGGAAGAUGAUGGUAGUGAUGAUCAUGGCAGUUGCCAUGGCUACUUCUCUAACGUCUUUGUGGCAGAAGAGCAGCACCAUGAACAAGGAGAAGAGCCUAUUGGAUGGUUCUGGUCUUAA